Messenger RNA from Toxoplasma gondii ME49, 5615 nucleotides. Its product is annotated as peptidase, M28 family protein. Gene Ontology annotation, molecular function: metalloexopeptidase activity. Gene Ontology annotation, biological process: proteolysis. Bases 426 to 5093 code for a protein of 1555 amino acids. The record is from RefSeq and is a predicted model, not a curated record. NCBI's taxonomy places the organism in Eukaryota, Apicomplexa, Conoidasida, Eucoccidiorida, Sarcocystidae. The transcript is spliced from 11 exons.
GAAGCAUUCUCCAAUCUGUGCUCCUGAGCUCUUCGGUCGGAGAAGCAGUUCACUAGCAUUGCUGUUGCGUUUCGCCUCCUCGCGUUGUCGCGACAGGGUUAGGAAACGCUCUCACCGUCCAUAUCGUGUAACUGAGAAAUCCGCUGCGCACAGCCUCCUCGCGAAAGAGACCAAAGUUCGCGCGCGAAAGGCUUUGCUUUUGGUUGCAGAAAUGAGAGGACGGAGCUUUUUUUCCCGAAGACAGUGCUGCCUCUACACUCUUACCACGGUAUCUCUCAAGACCUGGCUCAAUCUGUCGGGUUUGUUGGCCCGCGGAUCGGUGGCUUCCUGGGAUUGUGGCUGCACCUGAAGGUUUGUGACUGGCUGAUUUUCCCGUCGUAAUCCGUCACACACCUCAUUUCGUUCUUUCUCUCCGUGUGUCUGUCAUGGCUGGCGAAGAUUCCGCCAGCUCGUCUGGGUCACCCCCGGACUCUUCCAGUCCUGCUACGAAGGCAGAACAUGCAGAAGCGGGACCCAACGCUACGCAGGCACCGUCCCGGUCGCCAAAACUCACCCGAGCGACGCUACUAUCUAUUCCUGCUGUUCCAAUUCUGGUUUUAGUUGCCGCGAUUUGGCUCGCGUACGUAAACCACGUCGCGCUUCCCGCCCCAGCCCCUUCGUCGGUUCUGCCGUCCGAGUUUUCCGAAGGCAGAGUGCGAUCCUUUCUGAAUGCGUUCACCUCGGGUGUACGUACACUCGGCAGCUGCAAUAACGAGCUGUUCGCUCCGCUGCUGAUGCUGCGGUACAUCAAAGAAGAAAUUCUGGGCUUCGGUUCUACGUCGGAUGAUGCCAAGAGCCACGAACGAGAGGCUUUUUCCACCGGGACGGCUCCGAAUCCUGAGGCCGGCAGAAAUUCCUCCACCUCUUCUGCCGUCAAACCUGUCGUCCUCCACGUUUUCCCGUAUUACCUUCAGGCCACAUACGGUCCUCCUGCGUCCUUUCCAGCCUUCUCCGCAAACAGGAAACCGCCGUCGCACGCAGAAGGUGCGCCUCCACGGGUGUAUCCGCCAGCGCUUGUCUCGUCCCUCACUCUUUGCUCCGUUACGCUCGAGGCGGCUGCGCCAGAGUCCUCCGACCGCGAAACGAUCUCAGCCGAACUGAUCGCGCGCCUGUCCGCUCUCGAGGUUCCGCUGUGCUCGUCCCAAGCGGAAUCCCGUCGCGUGUGCGAAGGCGCGAGCGGGUCGACCGAAUCGGACCAAAAAGUGCCGGGGGAACAUCGAAAUCGUAAUGGCGUGCCCGUCGCCACAGUUGACGCAGAGGCCCUGCAUCUGGAGGAUCGAGCGUCACCAGCUUCGCUCCGUGCGUUUGUUGAGACAGCCGUCGACGCGUACGACGAGGCAAUCCAGACGAGGCUGUCUGCGUUCUUCCAAAGUGAUUCGGCAACUCCUUCAGACCUUGAGAGAGUCCGAGGAGCUCUGUACCCGCCGUCGACGGUGCCUGGCCCUGUUUCCUUGCCUCCUGAUGGGUCCGCAGCCUCCUCCAGUGUAUGGUGGCCAGGUACGAUGCACCUCCGGCGCCGCUGCUUCAAAAUCAUGCGCUACCUGGUAGCGUCUGCUGAGGCAGCAAAUAUUCUGAGAGCAGGGAGACAGGAACCGAUGUACGAGGAGGCACUGAAGAGCCUCCUCGUCGUUGACGUCUCCUCCAGCUCCGCGUUCACGGGAGGGAAUUUCAACUGGAGAGACGGCCGACACGCGCUGUACUCGGGCCUGUACAACCUCGCACUCCGCAUUCAACCCUUGGGCGUCAUGGAAGCCGAAAGAAAUCGAGAGCAAAGUGCUCUCCUGCUCUCUGCCCACUCAGACAGCGCCAGUGGAUCUCCGGGCGGGAGCGACGACGCGGCAAUGGUCGCGACGAUCUUUGAAGUUGCCAGAAACGUGGUGUACAGCCACCUCGGGACUGCGGAGAAGACGCUCAAGCGGAGUGCGAGGCCGGAAAGGGCCACCGAAAAGACAGAGAAAGCAGAAGGAAGCGAACAGAAACUGUGGAAACUCGAGGCUCCCUUGCUUAUUGACAUCAAUGGGGCGGAGGAAAUCGGCCUGUUGGGGGCUCAUGGCUUUGCCACACUUCAUCCUUUUGCCCGUCAGAUCGCCUACGCUGUCAACUUGGAGUCUGCUGGUCGUGGCGGCAAAGAGACUCUUGUUCAGACAACUGGUCCUCACGGAACGCGCCUGGUCGCACACUACAAAUCCGUUUCCGUCUCUCCUCAUGCAUCCUCUCUCGCCAUGGAUGUCGGCGACAUGGGACUCUUCCCCGGCGAGACAGACAUGCGAGUGUGGCGAGAUGUGUUGCAUGUGAAGGGCGGCAUUGAGUUUGCGUGGACGACCGGCGGCUUCUUUUACCAUACGAAGUUCGACAACGUCCACCGCAUGCGGCCGGGGGCGAUUCAGCGCGUGGGAGAGCUUGUGCUGUCUCUCUCCCGCGUUUUGACGACUGACCUGGCAGCUGAGCGGGCGCGACAAGCAGCGUUGGAGAAGGCGCGGGGGCAGAAAGGCGACACACACAGAGGGAGAAAAGGGAGGAAAUCGUCGUCCGGCGCGCGAGGCGGAAGCGAAGACGAAGUCCCUGCUGUUCUGGGAAAACCGGACAGCUACACGAUGCCAGGCAACGCUCUCUCAGGCGGCAGCGUUUCGAGUGAGAAGACGCGGGAAAGCCGGGCAGGGACGCUUUGGGAAAAACUUCCGGAGACGUCCUGGCCGCGUUCCUCGUCGUUUUUCGCUGAUGUGUUGGGACGUUUUCUUUUCGUCUGUCCGCUGCGGUUCUUCGAGCUGCUUCUCCUCGCGGCUCUCGUUCUGCUGCGCAUGCAGAUCCGCCUCGAGGCCGACGUCCUCGGCCUUACGUUUUCCCUCCCACUUGUCCUGCUUGCCGUUGGCUCACUCCUUCUCUCCCUCGUUGCGCCCCUCGUCAUCACGGCGCUCGCCUCGCAGCUUCUCGCCUUUCUGUCUCUUCCGCUCCUCACCUUUUGGGAUUGGCGAGUCGGGACGCCUCUCUUCGGGGCCGUAGGCUUCGCCGCCUUCUUCCUCGCCUGGCACCAGUUGCUCUUUCACCGCCUGUUUAAGCGCUUCCCCGCAAGAAGGCAUCCUUUCAAAGCAGAGCAAGCAGCCCUCCAUGGAACGCUCGGUGUCUCUUUACUUCUUCUCGCCGUUCUGCGGUACACCGGCGCGAGGGCUGCCUUUGUGCCCCUUGUCUUCGUCCUGCUGAUCUCUGGUACUCGCUGUUCGGUUCUCGCUCUCAUGGGAAGCUCGAGGAGAUCGGUGACCGCGUCGCGUAGAGAGGAGGAGGCACCGCGGCGCUCGGAUGCCAGCGGAACGGAGAAGGCACAAACCGGAGGACGUUCGAAGAAACCACGUGAAACUGGCCCAGGAGAAAAAGCACUCAUUCUCUCGGUGGCGCACAGCGCGGUCCUCGUCCUUCCUACAGUUGCGAUUUCUCAGGUCAUUCUGGAUCUGGCGGAGACCAUCGCAGCUGUUCUCGGUCGCGUGCAUUCGGUGUGGGGCUUGGGAGACAGUUUCGGGUUCACUGUGACGGUUUUUCCACUCCUGUUUCUGUUUCCGCUGCUCGUUGCGCCGCCGCUUUUCUUCGCGCUACACCACGCCCACUCGAGAGAAGCCGUUUCUGUGCCUUCCUCUCGAGAGCUUGCAAAGCGCAGACGAUCCCGGCAAAGCGUGCUGUCCCUCUGGAUGGUGUUGGUCGCUGUCGGGGUCGCUUUGGCGGCUUUCGGCGUCGUGUUCUUGCACACAAACGCUCCUGAAGAGACGCUGCGCGAGGCGCUGCAAUACGCGCCGCCGGGUGUCCGUCCACCGGAGAGUCUCUCGCGAACGCCAUAUCGCAAUUUGUGGCAGAACGCUCGAGUUUACCUGGGCCAAGUUGUUUCGACGUUCCUUCCGGCAGGUGGCGAGGACCAGCUUUUCCCCUUCUCGAAGGAGACGCCGCUGCGUCUCGAAGUCCGCCUCUUCAGUCGCAAGCGCGUCCGCGGGUUCAACAGACAGAUGGAAGUGGCGAACUCCGAAAACAGCUCAGAAGAAGUCGGCAUUCUGCUACGAGGCGUCAGUCCAUCCGGGAACGUCUUGGACCCGACGAGCCGCGCCACGAGUCGCAUACUGGAGGCGGUGCACGGAGCUUUGUCUGCGGCUUUGGCCGUCGGAGAAGAAACGGGAGAGAAGGAAGGAGGAACGGGGGAAAAGGAUUUGUCGCUGGGGAUGGUGAAAGAAGUGAAAUUCGUGCACUUUGAAGGGAUGUCGCCAAAGGAGACGCAGCAGGUGAUGCUGCGCUUCCCGCAAAUUCCAGUGGCGCAGAACAAGGGCCACGCCAUUGCGAUGCUACUCUCUUCCGAGAAAGCGAAAGGCGACAAAGAGACUACGACUCUAGCCUCACCGCAGCUGCUUCUACCGCCUCAUGCUGGACAUUCCCAGACGUCAGGGAAAGGUCCAACUGUGUCGUCCCCGAUUUUCCUUCACCGAACGACAGCAUAUUUCUCAUCGCACUACGAUGCGUCCGCGGAUGUUACCCAAUGCCACAUUCGCAUCGGGGGAGCCUCUUUGUUUUCUUUGCUUUUGCCCGCGUCGCCGAUCGUUGGCUGGAGCUUGGACAAGACGAUGAACUUGGAGAGAAGCAAGAGUUGCGACUGUGUUGUGCUCACAGUUUUCGCGCCUCACCCGCCUGUCCUCGCAGAGUUUUCUCUCACCCUCAAAGGACGAUCCGGGCUGACGUUCAGUUCGACGUCUUCGCUCAUGGACCCUCUGGAGCCGAUUGCCCGCUGCCGAGAGUCUUCUCUGUUUGAGGUCACUGCUUCCCUUGGUGCGUUUUCGUCGUCGACAGUGCCCUGUGAGGAACACCGAAAGGCUUUCGCGACUGCGAGGAGACAUCGGAGAAAGGUGGGAAAAGGCAGCAGUGGCGGCGAGAAAAACGAAAGGCUGCCACACGUGCUUUUUUGGGAGGAACUGGAGAAUCGCCUCCCUGAGUAUGUUGCCGGAACGUACUAUGCCGCUGAACACAUCCAGUGGGAGGUGCCGCCGCCGCCUUUUGAGGGACGGUUCACCGGGGGUGGGCGUGAAUAGUCUUAACCAAACGAGAAAAGAUGGAUGUGUUUUCCCGUCGAAGCAAAGAAAAAAACGCCUGACCGUUCCUCCGGUUGUGCCGAAGACCAGGCUAUGUAUAUUUUCUUGUUAACAUUUACGCAUGAAGUUCACGUGUAGACAGGUAGGUCGGCUGUGCGUGUAGACUGGGUCGUCUGGUACGCGUAUGCUAAACCGGCUUCAACGCACCGUUGCGAGUGUACUUGCUUUCACGCAUGUUUGUGUGUCCGUACGCGUAUUGACUUUGAUUUCAAACACAUGUAGUAGGGAGAGAGAUGAUUGGCGGCUAGACAUGUGUUGCUGGUAUGUCGCGCCGUAAACGUGGCGGUGUGUCUGUGCAUGCCUGGCCACCCUGCGCAAGAUCCCACUCCCAUUCUGUUCAAUCGGCUCGUUUGUGUACCGGACAGAAGGUGGGGAGCGGAUCACGCGUGGUGGGCAAUCGUCUGCAAGACGAAUGUCGUGUUUUCCUCGCCGUGAACUACAAACUCUUCUGUAAUCCCUGGA